AUGGAAGGCGAGCAUACAAUCAAUGAAGACGCGCCGAUCUCUCCUAUCAAGCUAAGUGGAGUAGCAGACGGGCUUCCUCAGAUUGAGUUUCGGAGCUUAGGAUAUUUGUCAUGGGAACAUACCCCUAAUCCUCCUAAACUUGAUGUACUCGAUCUGGCAACUUCUGUCAGUGGGAAGAAAGCAUCUAGUAUAUCCCGUAGCAGACGGACUCGUCUCUGCGCGAUUGAUGUGCCCUAUGCGCUGCUGGAUUGCGUUGGGAGAGAAGGGAGCUGCCGCGUCUACCGAAUCAUCGCUGAAAAUAAUGAUGUCUUCACGCUGAAGAGAGCGAAUUUGAGAGAUGUUAACGAAGCUACGGUCAGAAGGAAUAGAAGCGAAAUUGACCAGCUCAAGAAACUCGCCAAGGUCGAUCGAUCGAGUUGUCAACCUGCGGGACUGGGGGCUUGA
Paracoccidioides brasiliensis Pb18 is the source of this 444-nucleotide messenger RNA. RefSeq lists its product as uncharacterized. The coding region runs from base 1 to 444 and encodes 147 amino acids. The transcript has 2 exons. The record is from RefSeq and is a predicted model, not a curated record.